Arctia plantaginis is the source of this 345-nucleotide messenger RNA. The record is from the annotation of a GenBank genome assembly. NCBI's taxonomy places the organism in Eukaryota, Metazoa, Arthropoda, Insecta, Lepidoptera, Erebidae.
AUGAUGAAUGGGACGACUGAACGUGGCGGGCUGUCUUUACAGUCAUCGCCUGUAAAAGUUACCACAUCUCCUGUUAGGGCUUCGCCGAGUCCAGUAAGAGCACCACCAUCCCCUUUAAAAUCCUCAUUAGCAAGCGGAAGAAAAUCUCCGAGAAGAUGUCAGUUUGCGGCUCCUAUAGAAGAUGCAAGAGAUAAGUGCGGGUCGUCUUGGUUGUGUCGACGUGGAGCAGGGAUUGGAGAAGAGUCUGAUUCAGAGAGGUCUCCUGGUCCGAGUGCUCCGGUGUCAGCGUGUGAGGAGUCUGCACCACCUCCGAAGAACUGCUUCAGGCUCGUUAUGUUGGGGUAA